AUGAUGCUUUGGAAGAUCCAAGUCCUAAUUCUCCGAUGUCUCAAGCAGUCUUUGGUCUGCCACUACUCGAUACAAAAGCAGAUGGGGAGGCCACCAAAGAAACGGGCCCGCGAAGACGACAGCGAUUUAGGCCUAUUCAACAUUCCAAACGGCAGUGAUCUGUUGCCGGAAUUGAAUGAUCCUCUAUGCGGACUUCCAGACUUGAGUACCUUGGGUACAGACGCAACAGCUAUUGCGGAUGUUGCGUACAUCUGGCCCCCAGUCUACACUGCUCCAUCGGGCCACGCGCAACCAAUCCCUCACCUAUUCUCUACAGAUGAGAACCAUAAUCAUUCCUCGCAAUCAGGAGCUGCGAAACUCACCACCCCUAUUCCUCAGACAAUCAGCCCGUGGCCUGACUUCUCGAGUGUAUCGGCCGCCACAUCUACCCCGGCCAUGCUCCCGCCAGAUCUAUCCCAGAUGGCAUCGGCUCCCUUUACUCCAGGAAGCAACGACUCUGACAAUCAAUGCACCUGCUUGCACUAUCUCUACCUCUGUCUCAGUCACCUUUCCUCCCUCGCUCCCUUUCCGAUAUCCCAACACACCGUAUGUUCUUUGUACAUUGGCGCAAAGACCGCGCAAAGGGUACUUCGCUGCCAGACCUGUCCGCUGAAAUUUGCAACGGCCAUGCAAAAUGUCAUGUUCACAGGGACCCUGUUAAAUGUCCUGGGCGACACCUGGCUGCGGGUGUCAAAGGCCGAUGCCGUAGAGCUUGGCAAGCAGACCGCCCCGCCAGCUUAUGUGGCCCAUGUCGCCAAGAACUCGCCCAACCCGACGGAAACUUGGAAGGACUGGCUGCGACAGACGGUCCGGAGCGGCGUUACCGGGGUCCCAGCUGAUCCUGCGGGUUCGGCGAAAUGCGCCGAUUCUCCUAGCUUACUCUCCCUUAUUGAGGAAAUGGAGAACCGGCAGCGGAGCUGGCACGAAGACCGCCCGGCGCACUUCCCGCCUGUGAUGGUGGAAACGCGUUCCAAAGAUCAACGUGAUGAGCAGGACGUGUUAUGUCUACGAGUGGCCAGAAGUGCCCGGGAAGUGAUUGCAAAGUUUGACUUUCAACCACAUGAAUUCCCGAAUGGUGUAGUUCCCUGA
Messenger RNA from Aspergillus terreus NIH2624, 1128 nucleotides. Its product is annotated as Zn(II)2Cys6 transcription factor rglT. The record is from RefSeq and is a predicted model, not a curated record. The coding region runs from base 1 to 1128 and encodes 375 amino acids. Lineage: Eukaryota; Fungi; Ascomycota; Eurotiomycetes; Eurotiales; Aspergillaceae. The transcript has 2 exons.